Messenger RNA from Phytophthora sojae, 2004 nucleotides. RefSeq lists its product as hypothetical. Gene Ontology annotation, molecular function: RNA binding. Lineage: Eukaryota; Oomycota; Peronosporomycetes; Peronosporales; Peronosporaceae. The coding region runs from base 1 to 2004 and encodes 667 amino acids. Gene Ontology annotation, biological process: maturation of LSU-rRNA from tricistronic rRNA transcript (SSU-rRNA, 5.8S rRNA, LSU-rRNA); ribosome biogenesis. The transcript has a single exon. Gene Ontology annotation, cellular component: nucleolus; PeBoW complex. The record is from RefSeq and is a predicted model, not a curated record.
AUGGGCAGCAAGCGCCGCCUGGCCAAGCUCGGCAAGGAGCAGCGCAAGGGCAUGCGCGGCUCGGCGGCCAACUACAUCACGCGCAGCCAGGCGCUCAAGCGGCUGCAGGUGACGCUCAAAGACUUCCGCCGCCUGUGCAUCCUCAAGGGCAUCUACCCGCGCGAGCCCAAGAAGAAGCCCUCGGGCAAGGACAAGACGUACUACUACAUCAAGGACGUCAUGUUCCUGGCGCACGAGCCCGUGCUCGAGAAGUUCCGCGAGUUCAAGACCUUCAUGAAGAAAGUCAAGAAGGCCAUGGGCAAGAAGGACUACGAGGACGCCAAGCGCAAGCACGAGAACCGCCCCACGUACGAGCUCGACCACAUCGUCAAGGAGCGCUACCCGCGCUUCGUGGACGCGCUGGGCGACCUGGACGACGCGCUGUGUCUCGUGCACCUGUUCGCGCUCAUGCCCACGGGCAACGGCAUACACGCCGAGGUGACGAGCAUGUGUCUGCGCCUCGUGCGCGAGUGGCAGAACUACGUCGUGGCCACGCGCGCGCUCACCAAGGUGUUCGUGAGCAUCAAGGGCAUCUACUACCAGGCCAACGUGCAGGGCCAGACCAUCACGUGGCUCGUGCCCCACCAGUUCACCCCCACCGUGGACAAGCGCGUGGACGUGCGCGUCAUGCUCACGUUCCUCGAGUUCUACGAGGUGCUGCUCAAGUUCGUCAACGCCCAGCUCUACAUGCAGAUCGGCGUGGCCUACCCGCCCAAGAUCAACCUGCAGCUGGAUGCCGCCGGUGCGCAGCUCGCGGCGAUUGAGCUGGAGCGCGUCAAGGAGGACGAGGACAUGGCGAACGCUGAAGACAAGGACGACGACGAGGAUGGCGAGGCCCCCAAGGACAUUUCCCAGCAGCAGAAGGAGUCCGAGAAGCGUAUCAAGACGCUGAGUGGCGCCAUCGCCAAGGACGUCGCCAACCCCGUUGAGGAGUACGAUGAGGAGGACGAGGACGAGGCCUCGUACGGCGAGAUGAGCGAGCCUCUUGAGGCCGCCUUCGCGUCCAACCAGCUGGCUGCGCAGAUCUACAGCGAGCAGCGCAAGGAGCGCAGCGAGAAGAGUCUGUUCAGCGGUCUGACCUUCUUCCUGUCGCGCGAGGUGCCGUCGGCCUGCCUGGAGCUGGUGCUGCGCUCGCACGGCGCUACGCUCGGCUGGGACGGCGCCGGCUCGCCUUUCGACGAGAAGAGCUCGCGUAUCACGCACCACAUCAUGGAUCGCCCGCACCAGGGUCACCGUUACUUCAACCGCGAGUACGUGCAACCGCAGUGGGUGUUCGACUCCGUCAACAACGGCAUUCUGCUGCCGCUGACUCGCUACGUGCCCGGCGCGGAGCUGCCGCCUCACCUUUCGCCCUUCGUGAACGACGACCAGGAAGGCUACACCCCCGAGUACCGCAAGGAGCUGGAGAAGCUCAAGUCGGCCUCGCAGGUGCUGCGCGAGGUCGGCGCCGUCGGCGACGAGGGCGCUUCGGACUCCGAAGACGAGGACGCCGAGGAGCAGGAGGAGGCUUACGCCGCUGACCUUAAGGCCGAGAUGGACGGCAAGCACGCUGAGAAGGACGGCAGCGAUGACGAGGAGGAGGACGGCGAUGAUGAGGAGGAAGAGAGCGGCGAUGAGAAGGAUGCCGACGAAGAGGAGGAGGAGGAAGAGGAGGAGGAGAAGACGUCGUCGCUGAAGCGCAAGGCGGACGCUGCCACCACCGACAAGAAGUCGAAGCGUGCCAAGAAGGAGGAGGAGGCCGCGGAGCUGAAGGAGCUGGCCAAGACGAUGAUGUCGAAGAAGGCCAAGCGUCUGUAUGACCGCAUGCAGUACGGCCUGGGCAAGAAGGCCGACAAGAUUCAGAAGCUCGAGGACAAGCGCGCCAAGCUGGAGGCCGAGAAGAAGACCAAGGAGGCCGAGAACACAUCGAGCAAGGAGGUUUCCAAGAAGCGCAAGCGGAAGACCAAGGGCAAGAACACCAAUUAG